Amphiprion ocellaris (clown anemonefish) is the source of this 4636-nucleotide messenger RNA. It is a transcript of the gene prkab1a, whose product is annotated as protein kinase, AMP-activated, beta 1 non-catalytic subunit, a. Lineage: Eukaryota; Metazoa; Chordata; Actinopteri; Pomacentridae. The coding region runs from base 184 to 993 and encodes 269 amino acids. Gene Ontology annotation, molecular function: protein kinase binding. The transcript is spliced from 8 exons. Gene Ontology annotation, cellular component: nucleotide-activated protein kinase complex; cytoplasm; nucleus. The record is from RefSeq and is a predicted model, not a curated record. Gene Ontology annotation, biological process: signal transduction.
CGCAUGCGCACAAGGGGGUCGGGUUUGUUUAGCAUCACCAAAUGCUUUGUUUUUCUGCUCGGAUGAAAUGGAGUUGACGACCCAACACCGAUAGCGGUGACGCAAACCGUUUCUCAGGUGCAGGCUGACUUGUGCUGCUGAAAUCUAAGUCAAUUUAGAUAGCAGCUAGAGGAAGACAAACUCAUGGGGAAUACAAGCAGCGAGAGGGCUGCCAUGGGCCAGGGGGAGAAGGCCCAGAGGAGGGACAGCCGGGGUACCAAGGAGGGAGAGAGGCCAAAAAUCCUGAUGGAUAGCCCGGAGGAUGCGGAUAUUUUUCAUGGAGAAGACCUGAAGGCUCCCUUAGAGAAAGAAGAGUUCCUUGCAUGGCAGCAAGACUUAGAAGCAGAAGAUAAAGGGCCGACUUUAGACCGACCAACAGUUUUUCGCUGGACUGGCGAUGGAAAAGAGGUGUACCUCUCUGGAUCUUUCAACAACUGGGCCAACAAAAUUCCCCUUAUUAGAAGUCAGAACACCUUUGUGGCAAUUGUUGACCUGCCGGAAGGGGAGCAUCAGUACAAAUUUUAUGUAGACGGCCAGUGGACCCACGACCCAGCUGAGCCUGUUAUAACCAGCCAGCUAGGCACAGUCAACAAUAUCAUCCAGGUGAAGAAAACUGACUUUGAGGUGUUUGACGCACUAAUGGUGGACUCGCAGAAAUGCUCAGACAUGUCAGACCUCUCCAGCUCUCCUCCCGGGCCAUAUCAUCAGGACGCUUAUGUAGCCAAACAGGAAGAGAAGUUUAAGUCUCCACCCAUACUCCCACCUCACCUCCUACAGGUCAUCCUCAACAAAGACACCGGGAUUUCUUGUGACCCUGCAUUACUCCCAGAACCCAACCAUGUCAUGCUCAACCACCUCUAUGCUCUUUCCAUUAAGGAUGGAGUGAUGGUGCUCAGCGCGACACACCGCUACAAGAAGAAAUAUGUCACCACUUUGCUAUAUAAGCCCAUCUGAUUGAAGACUGUCUUUUUAAUUCUAACCCAGUGUGUUUACUGUACACUGAGUGUUCAAAAUAUUAGCUCCAUGUGUUAGGUUUUUUUUUUUUUGAGAGAGACGAGGUGGGGUCAGUCUCUCAGGUUUCAUCCGUUAAAUCCAUCCUGACUUCAAGAAGCAGCUCUGAACAAGGUGGAGAAAUAAUUACUCGCAGAAUUAAGUUUGUAGAACUUGAACUUAAUUGCUAGCAAAAUUCAAGAUUGGUGUUUACUACAUGCUUUACACAGAUGGAGUGUAAGCAAAAUAUAAAGUAGAAAUUAAGUGAUAAAAUGAACCUAAACAGAUUAAUCAUUUCUAAGGAUGCUUGUAUACAUCUGAGGUUAUUUAAGUGAUGACAUUCCUUUAACUAUUCUGAACCUUGAACACACAGAGCCUAGAAAGUACAACUUUAGAGACUUCUGUUCUUUCCCAAAACUUUUAAAAAGCCCACAGCCACUUGCAUGAUAAUCUUAUAUCAACCUAAAGUUUAUACAAGGUUAACAGCUCUUAGACUAUAUCUUGUACACUCUUUGUAUAUCCAGUAAUUGCACACAUAUCUUUAGGAUGGUAAAUGCCACAGUCACUCCAGUCCUACAUAAUCUGCCUUUAUAUGUUCACUGACUGCCCUCAGUUUUCAACAACACUACCUUUGCUGAGUAGAAUACAAAGACAAUAAUAACGGGGUAGAACCCUGACAUGUCUGUAAUCAAAACAGACAAAUGUAUGGAAAUGACUAGUAAUGCUAGGAAAAGAAAGAUCUCAGAUAAAUAAAAACUGCUGUCGCCUUUCGCAUUGUUCAGAAGGCAACAGUAGUUCAAUCAAGAAUAUGAAUGUUGAAGUCAAAGAAGGAAACAAUGCACUGUAGUAGCUUUCCACUGAUUUUUAUUUUGCCGUUAAUGUUGAAACUGAUUAAAUUUAUUUAGCGGCGAUCACACAGUGCACAGUAGAUAUCUUCUAUGAAGUAUUUAGUAACUUAUAUAAAUAUAUAUCUUUUUCUACAUUAGUUGAUGUUGUUUGUUUUGUCGUCACAUAUUGUCUUUAUGAAGUUAGUUGCGGUGUUCCGGCAAGAACAUUCCAGUCAAGACAAGAGCAGAUAGUUUAUUUUUUUAAAUGUAGGGUAUGUACACUUGCAGUACGACAGUGUAUCAGAAGAAUAAUGAGUACCUUUUUGAAGAUUUAGGCAGGUUUACAUCUAACAUUUUCUCUUCAUUUAUACUUGCCUGGGAACCUCCCGAUUCAGAAUGCCCAUGUUUUAUUUGCCUUGGCAGAUGCAUUUGCCCCACCCUCUUGUUCAAACAGAUUUCCACCUUUCGUUGCCCGCGCCAGUGCAGUCACACUGAUUUAUCUAAAUAUGGGGCAGGUUUGAUACAAUCACUGUAUAGAAGAGUGCUGUUGAUGCAGCCACUAAAGUGAAAUGUGCUUUUGAAUUUGCUAUCAUAGUUUUAAGAUAGCUGGACAGUAUAUUUUCUCUACUAGAAGAACAAACAACUGCACUUAAAGGCCGGUUACAUUUCGGUGGCACUGUCAAACAUUUCAUUGCUCUUAUUGGUUGAAAGUCUAUCAAAUUGUGUCCAGAGACAUUUUAACACUCCGUUUAAAUCAGAAAUGAGGAAGGUUCAAGACUAAUACGCAUUUGUCUGUUCAAAAUAAUGCAUUAAAUUAAGAAUUACUCCUGAGGGCUGUACAACGAAGCAAGAUUAGUGGGUUAGCGAGGUAUGUUGACCUUAAAGCCGGAGUUUUCAGUGUCACGAAGGUGGCUCUCUUUUAACCUGGCAAGAUCACCAUGGUAACUGUGAUACUGUUGAGCUAAGAGAUGAUUCUCUAUGAGCAAAAAAAAAAAAAAAAAAGAUUCUUAGUUGAGAGAAUAUGUUAAAUCUGCACACCUGUUGAGCUGUACGUUACUAAUCCUGCUGAACGAAGCUAUGGAGUUACAGUAUCACAUACUGUUGUCAUGGGAACCUAGAUGCACUCAGUUGGUGAUACAGAAAAUACGUAGAUAUGUUUUUAUAAUUGGUCCUCAUUUUCUUCCAAGAUAUUUAACAGUGCUGGUAUUGCAGCUAGUAGAACACAGAUUCGAAAACUGAUUAUUGUGUUUGUAUUUAUUACAGAAAAUAUUAACUCAGUAACAUUAAUUUCACUGAUGUGGCCUAAAGCUCAGAUAAUAUCCUGCAUUAUGGGACAGUGUCAGACCUAAAUGUACUUCUAUACAACAUCGUGUUAAAAUGUUUGAAGUUUAAAGUUUAACACCUCCUAAAGCUGUCACUUCAGAAAUAAGCAGCUGCACUGGUUGGUAAGAAUAAAUAUAAUAACAUGAGAUUAACAGUUUUCUACCAGCAUUCCUCUCUUACAUUGCUUGAAGUAGCAGUGCUUUUUACCAUCAUAAAUUUAUACAUUCCGAGUGGUUCUCCUAGUUACAACCUGUUGACUAAGGUAGGCGGCACAUCGGUCCAUUUUAAGAGAAAGAAGGAUCUCAUGACAAGUUAAAUGUCACAGAGUCUGAAGUAGAAAGCCUGAAACUUACAAGUCAAGUUAGUAGCCACUGUUGUGACACCUGCUAUCUGUGAUUGGGGUUUUGGGUUUUGUCAAGCUGGAUUACACAAAGAAAGCCUGGCUAUGUUGAACUUGCUUCACAGUACGGCCCUCUGAUAGUUGAUCACUGCUGACUUUGUUAAAACAACAUUGUUUAUUUGUACUAUUGAACAUUGCAAAUUUUCAGUAACACAACCACUUCAGAUCAUGUUGAUUUAAACAUACUUGAAGGUGAAAUAAUAAAUGAAACAGCACUUAGGAGGGGGCCAGCCUAUGAUUGUGUGAUAGACUGACACUAUUUCUGAGGAUUUAUUUUGUCUGUACUGUUUAAGGUCAGUGUAGAUUUCAUGAAGUCUAAAGGACUGGAAUGUGUUUUAAGUUAAAUGUACAACUUCUGCAAACAUCAGUGUAUCCUUGCUAAAUUAUGGUAUCCACAGUGGGUAUGAUUGCCACAAACAAAUGAGACAAUGAUGUUAAUUAUUUUAAUUCUACAUAAUGAUAUAGGCCAGUAGAGGCCGAGUCCUCAUUCGUUUGUGUUAACUUUGCAGUUGCCUAAGAGCUAACAUGGUAAUUAUUUAUUGAUGUUAGGAUGCUAGACAUUCAAAUAAAUUGCAUUAUCUUUAAGCAUGUUGUUGACCCUUUCAACCACAUUUUCCAUUUUGAGACAUAUUUGUAUUUAAAGUUAAGGUACAAAUUAAUAUGCAUUUUUUAUGGAUUGUUUUAUUGUGUCUAUUAACAGUCAUCAUACAAAAUCUACAUAUGUUACUUCACUGUCACCUGAAGACAUACAAUCUCGGACAGAAAUUUAGUCAGUUUUGCUUAUUUUGCCAUAUUUUGCUGUUUUAAAUUUAAAAUUCCACUGCUGAAUCUGAUUGACAGCACUCCAGGGUAAUGCUGAUACAUCUGCAUGGACAAUGAAUUUCAAAGCAGCUUUUUCUCAAUGAAUUUGUAAUUGUGACCAUGUUUUACACACUUGAAAACACAUCUCUAGCAUCCUUUACAUAUAAGGUUUUAUGCAUUUUUUUAACCUAUCUUUCUUUUUUGUAUUUAUUAAGCCGGAUGAGCCAAAAUAAAAAAACAACAUGCUGGAAAAAUC